AUGAGCUCCUCGACCUGCGGACAAGUAAAUAUGUCUGGUGAUUUGCUGCAAACAAAGUGCGAUGUGUGUGCCGAAGUGGCGCACGAACCGUAUAUAGAGUGUGGGGAAUGUGAAACUAAUCUGUGUACUAAGUGCUUCGCAUCCGGCAAAGAAGUUGGGCCACACAAAAAUGACCACAAGUACGCCGUGCGCAAAAAUGAUAUUCCUUUAUUUGAGAACUGUAACUGGUCAGCGAAGGAAGAAUGCAAACUGCUCUCCGCAUUAUCUACAUAUGGAUAUGGAAAUUGGGAGGACAUAUCCAAAAGUGUGCACACACGGUCAAAGCUAGAAUGCCAGGAGCACUACAAAAAGUAUUAUAUAGAGAAUGUUCAGUACAAAGAGUUGAAACUUUUACCAGAGACCGAGCAGUCUCUAUUCCCUAAACCCGUAAUUCCAUAUCUGUACAGCUCUGAAAUAAGUACCAAUCCCCCAAGGAAUAAUCAGUCAGAUCCACAUUUGGCUGGUUACAAUGCGUACAGAUCCGAAUUCGAGUUGAGUUACGAUAAUUAUGCUGAAAGUUUGUUUAAUAUAGAAGAUGAUUAUUCUGAUGAUGAGGAUGAAAUUAUGGGUUCAUUGAAAAUAGCAUUGGCUAAUGCUUUAAACACAAGACUUAGAGAACGUAAGAGAAGGUACAAGAUAAUACAAAAUCAUGGACUUAUAAUGCCAAAUAAAUUGGUUUCGUGGUUGCAAAAGUAUAAUCCGACUUUAGGUAGGCACAAGUGUGAGAGGUUAACAUCUUUCAUGCAGUUCAUGACAGGGAUGCAAUUUGAUGCAUUCAUGGAGUCGUUGAGUUUAGAAUAUGAGUUAUUGCAGAAGUUAACAAGAUUAGGGGAAGCUAGAAAGAUAGGGAUCAGAACUUUGUACAGUGCAAAGCUUUAUAAACAACUGAAACUUGAGAAUGAUUUGUUAUUAAAGGAACAAAAGUAUGUAACAUCUGUUAUGGCGAAGAAGUUUGAUCGUCAGUCGCCAUUAAAGAACAAAAUAUUUGAAAGAGAAAACCAAUUACAAAAGAUAAAAAGACCAAUGUUGCCAUUGGAAAUAAUGGAUCUGCCUGGAUUCCACAUCUUGACAGAUUCUGAGAAAAUAUUGUGUUCAAAUUUGAGGCUUAUACCUAAAAAUUAUUUAGAGAUCAAAUACCAACUUGUAGCCGAGAACGGUAAGAAGGGAUUCUUACGUUUAAUGGAUGCUAGACGGAUAGUUAAGAUCGAUGUGAAUAAAACAAGAAAAAUAUAUGACUAUCUUGUUACCGAAGGUUAUAUUGUUAAUCAGUUAAAAUAAAUAUUUUGUUUACAAUAAAUUUGCA
Molecule: messenger RNA, 1342 nt
Organism: Galleria mellonella (greater wax moth)
Lineage: Eukaryota; Metazoa; Arthropoda; Insecta; Lepidoptera; Pyralidae
Gene: Ada2a
Product: transcriptional adapter 2A
Exons: 1
Coding region: 1-1317 (438 amino acids)
Biological process (GO): chromatin remodeling; regulation of transcription by RNA polymerase II
Cellular component (GO): SAGA-type complex; nucleus
Molecular function (GO): transcription coactivator activity; chromatin binding; protein binding
Source: RefSeq, a predicted model, not a curated record